Messenger RNA from Aquila chrysaetos chrysaetos, 1200 nucleotides. It is a transcript of the gene TOMM22, whose product is annotated as translocase of outer mitochondrial membrane 22. Gene Ontology annotation, biological process: intracellular protein transport. The coding region runs from base 71 to 490 and encodes 139 amino acids. Gene Ontology annotation, cellular component: mitochondrial outer membrane. Lineage: Eukaryota; Metazoa; Chordata; Aves; Accipitriformes; Accipitridae. The transcript has 4 exons. The record is from RefSeq and is a predicted model, not a curated record.
UUCCGGCGUCGCUCCGGCCGCCGUUCCGCUUCCGCUGGCUCACCGCCCCCUCCGUCCCUGGCCGGUGGUGAUGGCGGCCGCUGCGUCCCUCUCUCCGGAGGAGCUGCUGCCCAAGGGCGGCUCGGGCAAGGCCGAGGAGCUGGAGGACGAACUGGAGGAGGAAGACGACGACGAGGAGCUGGACGAGACGUUGGCGGAGCGGCUGUGGGGGCUGACGGAGAUGUUCCCCGAGAGCGUCCGUUCGGCGGCCGGAGCCACCUUCGACCUGUCGCUGACGGUAGCGCAGAAGAUGUACAGAUUUUCCAGGGCAGCUCUGUGGAUUGGGACCACCUCCUUCAUGAUUCUGGUUCUUCCCGUCGUCUUUGAAACGGAAAAACUGCAGAUGGAGCAACAGCAGCAGCUGCAGCAGCGACAGAUCCUCCUCGGACCCAACACGGGGCUCUCGGGGGGAAUGCCAGGGGCCCUGCCUCCGCUGUCUGGAAAAAUAUAACUCACGGAAGCUGCGCUGGGAUUCGUAUCAUGUGGGAAGACCUCGAGAUUAUGAUAGAUUGAACUGUUGAUUUGUUGGGUCAGGGCAUUUUAGUUUUGUUUUGUUUUUCCUCCUGUUUGUUUGUCUUUAUUUUUGGUUCUCCUUUGGGACAUUGACCUGUUCAUAACGAGGGGGGGAAAGCCCCCCACCCCUGGACCUGACGACGGCUCCUCUCUGCAUCCUUUCCCCCCCUCCAAGUCCUGAGUCUUUCCUUUUAUGCAAUCAGUACGCCACCACCAGUUACAGACUUGAACUGGGAGAGUUCCUCUUCCAGCCUCCUCGCUCCCCCCCCCAAAAAAACCACCUUGGGGUACAGGUCAGGCUUCGAAAGGCGACAGUCAAACAAAACAAAUCCUUUCCUGGCUGACGUGGAGCUGAAGGACACCGGUGACAGGAGGAGGAGUGACUUUCCUGGCAGGCGAAGCAAAGGAAGGAGGGGUGCGGGUAGCCGUACCCCGCGGAAGACACUCUCCGGGAGGACGCGUCUCAAAAAUAAUUUCGCUGCAACUCCAUGUGCGCACGCGUGAGAACAGAGGGAGCGGCAGGCCAGGUUCAAGACGAUCACGUCCGCGCUGAUCCUCUGCCUCAUAAAAGUAGAACUUCAGAUAUCGGCUGCGUAUUUUUUUUGUAUUGAAUAUUAAAUAAAUCCAACCUGAGCAGUGUGAUUUUAA